AUGACUUCCGAGGACGUGUCGAGAGUCCUGGAAUUGCUCCGGUCGCUGUACAAACGCACGCAGACGCUGCAGGAGUUCGCGGACGGCGUUGUUUUCCGGGAUGGGCGGAGAGCCACUCUGCUCCAACCUUCCGACAGUAUAGUCUUCCAAACGUUCGUUCGGGCGGUGUUUGUGUGUUCUGAUGAGGAGCUGCGAGAGGUCCGGAGCUCUAAGCAGAUUUGUACCUUCUCAGAACUCCUGGCUUUUGUCCUCAACAACCUGAAAAGGAGCAAGUCGAAUAAUGUUUUGGCUCAGGGCUAUAACUGGAAGACGGCGCAGGAGAACAAGGAUGUAAAUCUCUUCCGGUUCCAGGGAGAUCUGUCUCAAAGCGCCAACUACAUCCACAGCAGCGAACAGUGGAAGAAGGUCAUGGCGCAUCUUGGCCCAGACUUCCUUCUGCACCUCCUGGGGAGCUUCUCCGUCUUUGUGGUGGCCCCUCCUUCCUGCGUCUUCCAGAUUUGUGGCGCUCCAGCGUACGACAGGGUGUCCGUGACCACCGCUUCCAGCAGGUUUCUUCUUAAGCAUCCAUCAAGAAGACAUACAUCUUCUUGGCUUGGAAAGAACAGAUGCUCAGUGAAGUUUAAAAUGAGAGACUCCGCUGAAGAUGAGGAAAAAAGAAGGAAGAAGAGGAGAGUGGAAAGCACAAACAGCUCAAUGAAAAGAAAGAGGGAACCUGAGGAGGAGGAGUCUAGUAAAAGGAGGUGUGACACACAUCAUGAAGAGAGCAGUCAGCAUGCCUGCUCUGAAGCUGUCCUUGUUGAGUCGACCGUUUCAGAAAACGAUAAAUCUUCUCUCAAAAUGCCUCCUGAAACGUCAGCGGCCUCUCUGCCUUUGGAGGGGGAACCCAGCUGGAGAUCGGGCACGUUCCCGCCUUUGCCGUCCUCUCAGUGUUUUAUCCGCACUAUGGGGCUCCUUUAUGGAGGCCAAGGCAUGCAAGGCUUCUGUCUCAACAGGAAGAAGCAGACUGCCGCUGGACUCAGGCGGUUACAAGGGCAGGAUUUAGUGAGGCUGGUCUUCUUUCAGGGUCUGCCGUAUUUAGACAAACAGACGAGGGAUCCAAAGAAGCUCCGACUGCGUUUUUUCAGAAUGGUGCCGGUGUUUGGUGAGCUGCUGCAGAGACACAGGAAGUGUCCCUACACCAGAGUCUUGCAGAGGAUGUGUCCGCUGGUAGAGGAGAGCCGUGCCGCUCCGGGGCAGCCGAGCUCGCUCAUCCCUCUGCACUGCGACCCGCACCGGGUCUACCUGUUCGUCAGGGCAUGCCUCAUCACCGUCGUCCCCGAGGAGCUGUGGGGCUCCGACCACAACCGGCUCCAAUUCUUCACCAAAGUCAGAUGCUUCCUGAAGAAUGGCAAGUUUGAGAGAGUCUCAGUGGCGGAGCUGAUGUGGAAGAUGAAGGUGAUGGACUGUGAUUGGCUGAAGCUCCGCAGGACAGGCCGCUUCCCGCCCAGUGAGCUGACCUACCGGACGCAGAUCCUGAGUCUGUUUCUGACCUGGCUUCUGGAUGGCUUUGUUGUGGGCCUGGUCCAGGCCUGCUUCUACGCCACUGAUAGCGUAGGCCAGAAGAGCACCAUCAGGUUCUACAGGCCGGAGGUCUGGAACAAACUCCGGGAUUUGGCUUUCAGAAAUCACGUCGCUAAAGGCCAGAUGGAGGAGCUGACUCCAGAUCAGGUGGCGUCCCUCCCCAAAGACGCCAUCAUCUCCCAACUUCGCUUCAUUCCCAAGGCAGACGGGAUGAGACCCAUCACUCGGGUCAUCAGGGCAGACUUACAUACCAGGCUUCACCACUGGUGCAUCCGGGACCUGAUGGACCUGCUGCAGGCCCGUGUGCGCUCCAUGCCGUCCCUCCUGGGCUCCACUGUGUGGGGCCUGACUGACAUCCACAAAGUGCUGUCCUCUCUGGCUCCAGCCCAGAAGGCCAAACCACAGCAGCUCUAUUUUGUAAAGGUGGAUGUGAGCGGAGCCUACGAGAGCCUGCCGCAUGACAAACUCAAGCAGGUGGUCAGUGAGGCUUUGUCCCCCAUCCAAGAACAAGUCUUUGCCAUCCGCCGCUACGCUAAGAUCUGGAGGGAUUCCCACGAAGGCGUGAAGAAAACCUUCACCAAACAGGUGGAUUUCUCUGACGGUGACCUGGGAUCCAGCACCAUGAAGAACUUCACGAUGGCCCUCCAGCAGAUCAGCAACGCCCAUCACUCUGUCCUGGUGGAGCAGGCUUUCACCUCAAACAUUCAAGGCAAAGACGCCGUGCAGGUCUUCAUGCAGAUGCUCACCGGCAGCAUCGUCCAGUAUGAAAAUAAGACGUACCGUCAGUGCCGAGGGAUUCCUCAGGGCUCGGUGGUGUCCAGUCUGCUGUGCUGUCUGUGCUACGGUCACAUGGAGAGGGUCCUCUUCAGAGACCUUAGCAAAAACAGCGGGUGUUUGAUGAGGCUGGUUGAUGACUUUCUCCUCAUCACCCCAGACCUCAACCAAGCACACACCUUUCUCAGGAUCUUUCUGGCUGGAGUUCCUCAAUACGGUGUGGUUGCCAACCCGCAAAAGGUGGUGGUCAACUUUCAGCCGUCUGAGUUCGGCGACGCUUUCACUGAUGUUCGUGUGCUGCCUUCUCACUGCCUCUUCCCGUGGUGUGGCCUUCUGCUGGACACCCAGUCAUUGGAUGUCUAUAAAGACUAUUCCAGCUACGCAGGCCUCUCUCUGCGCUACAGCCUCACGCUAGGCUCCACCCACUUACCAGGACAGCAUAUGAGGAGGAAGCUGAUGUCCAUCCUCAGACUCAAAUGCCAUCCUCUGUUUUUGGACUUGAAGAUGAAUUCUCAUGAGUCAGUUUACAAGAACAUCUACAAGCUGGUGCUGCUGCACGCCUGCAGGUUCCACGUCUGCGCUCAGAGUUUACCCUUCAGUCAGACGGUCGCUAAAAACCCGAGUUACUUCCUGCAGAUGAUCUGGGACAUGGUGCGCUACGCCAACACUCUCAUCAGGCGUUGCAACAGAGGGUUGGUUCUGGGGGACAAAGCUCAGACGGGCAGCGUUCAGUUCGAGGCCGUGAAGCUCCUCUUCUGUCUGUGCUUCCAGCUGGUUCUGUCCAAACACCGACCCGUCUACAGAGACCUGCUGCCACACCUGGACAAAUGCAAGCGCCACAUGGAGAGGCUUCUGGGAGACCUGAGGCUUGCCAGGGUCCAACAGGCCUCCGACCCCAGGGCUCUGCUGGAUUUCCUGCAGAUGUAACUGCACAGGUAAAAGCAGUCACAGGAAGGUAAAUCUCUGGGCAGUUUUACAGCACAGCCUCCACAAGAGGAUUUAUUUUUGUUAAAGUGAUUUAAAAAAACAAGGAAAACAUUUUCUGUUUCUUCCAGAUUAACAUGAACUUUCAGGUUAAGCUUUUGAUUCUCGUCUAGGGAAAUGGAAUCUUGCCUGCUCCGUAAAGCACAGUAAAUGGGCUUUAGUCAUCUCUUAUAAAAAACUUAAGUGAUAAAACUUGGUGAUAACCUGGUGUCAUAAAACAAGCUCAAGUUGAGUUAAAAACUUGAAAAGAAUCCAGCUACUGUCACGGAGCCGGGCUCAUUCCUCAGACGCCGGUAUCUCUGGACUUUGAUUUCCCCUCUGUGGUAGUUUUCCACAAAGAAGAUGUGGUUAAGCUUUAAAAAUAACUUGUGUGUAAAUACGUGCACAGAAAUAUAGUCAGUCUCAAGGGAUUUCUUGUACUGUCAACCAAGUACUCAAAGUGGAGUCAAGUGAAAUGAAAAGACCUGAUGUUUGAAGUUCAGCAUUGAAACCAGCAGGAUUGUCUGUUUUAGGACAUUGUUCUCAGCUGAAGUAGAUGACAAUAGACGUUCCACAGAUUCAAGCCUUUGAAUUCCUCUCUUCCCGUUCUUCAAUCUCAAAGCUGCCGUUUUCGUAGGGGUUCAGGUUGGCUGCAGUGGAUGACCUUCCGACUCUAGAGCGGAUCAGUCUGACCAGAGCCACCAGAGGGAUGGACAGCACAGGAACGGUGCAGAGGAGGAUGAUGAUAGCGAACACCCAGUCCGGAUAGUUCUUCACCUCAGUUUGAGGGAACAGUUCCUAAAGACAAGAAACAGGAUGUUAAGAACCAAUAAAAAUGCGAAUUUGAGAACA
Messenger RNA from Oryzias melastigma (Indian medaka), 4149 nucleotides. It is a transcript of the gene tert, whose product is annotated as telomerase reverse transcriptase. Gene Ontology annotation, cellular component: telomerase catalytic core complex. The transcript has 16 exons. Gene Ontology annotation, biological process: telomere maintenance via telomerase. Bases 1 to 3261 code for a protein of 1086 amino acids. NCBI's taxonomy places the organism in Eukaryota, Metazoa, Chordata, Actinopteri, Beloniformes, Adrianichthyidae. The record is from RefSeq and is a predicted model, not a curated record. Gene Ontology annotation, molecular function: telomeric repeat DNA binding; telomerase RNA binding.